Messenger RNA from Prunus armeniaca (apricot), 600 nucleotides. The record is from the annotation of a GenBank genome assembly. NCBI's taxonomy places the organism in Eukaryota, Viridiplantae, Streptophyta, Magnoliopsida, Rosales, Rosaceae.
AUGAAGGUGAUGGGGUUGUUGCUCGGAGAGUUUCCCGACGAGUACAGAAUCGACGUCGUCGACACCAUUGAAAUGCCGCAGAGUGGUACCGCCGUAAGUGUGGAAGCCAUUGAUGACGCCUUCCAGACGAAGAUGCUCGACAUGCUUAAGCAGCCUGGACGGGCAGAGCAGGUUGUAGGGUGGUACCAUUCACAUCCUGGGUUUGGCUGCUGGUUAUCUUCUGUGGAUAUGAACACCCAACAGAGCUUUGAAGCUUUGCAUCCGCGUGCGGUGGCGGUGGUGGUGGAUCCAAUUCAGAGCGUGAAGGGGAAAGUGGUGAUGGAUGCCUUCCGCCUCAUCAACCCACAAACCAUAAUGCUUGGCCAAGAACCAAGGCAGACAACAUCCAAUCUGGGGCAUCUUAAUAAGCCAUCCAUCCAAGGAUUGAUCCAUGGGUUGAACAGGCAUUAUUACUCCAUAGCUGUGGAUUUCAGUAGGAAUGAACUUGAGGAGAAAAUGCUGCUUAGCCUUCGUCAGAAGAAGAAAUUGACUGAUGGGCUGAUGCUCAAGCCAUUUGAUGCCCAUUCAAAAACAAAUGAGCAAACUAUUCAGGAAAUGUAA